Molecule: messenger RNA, 834 nt
Organism: Solanum pennellii
Lineage: Eukaryota; Viridiplantae; Streptophyta; Magnoliopsida; Solanales; Solanaceae
Exons: 7
Coding region: 1-834 (277 amino acids)
Source: RefSeq, a predicted model, not a curated record
AUGACGUUGAGAUUCAGGUUCAUGUUCACAAUUGACGUCUAUGUUGAUGUUGACAUUGACGUUGACGUUGAUAUUGACUUUUACGAUGUUGACAAUAGUAUUGAAGUUGAUGUUCACUUUGACAUUGAUAUUGACGUUGACGUUGACAUUCACACUAAUGUUUAUGUUGAGGUUCACGCUAAUGUUUAUAUUUAUGUUGACGUUCAGGUUUACGGUGACCUAGACAUUGACGUUCACAUUGACGUUGAUGUUGAAGCUGACGUUCAUACUGACGUUGACGUUUACAUUAAUGUUCAACUUGACAUUCACAUUGACGUUCACUGUGAUGUUUACGUCGAUGUUGACGCUGAAGUUUACAUUCACGUUCUCGCUGAUGUAUACAUGUACAUUGACAUUCAUGUUCACGUUGACAUUGACAUUGAUAUUUACGUUGACAUAGACAUUGAGGUUCACAUUGAUGUUGUCGUUAACGCUGAUGUUCAUAGUGACGUUGAUGUUGAUGUUGACGUUCACGUUGCUAAUGACAUUGACAUUGAGGAUCAAAUUGACGUUGACAUUGAUGUUGAUUUUGACGUUAAUGUUGAUGUUGCCAUUGAUAUUGAUGUGCUGAUUUACAUUGAUGUUCACGUUUAUGUUGAUAUUCACGUUGAUUUUGACGUUAACAUUGACGUUGACAUUUGCAUUGCUGUUCAUGUUGAUGUUGACAUUGACGUUUAUGUUAACAUUGAUGUGCACACUGACGUUUACAUUGACAUUCAUGCUGAUGUGUACGUUUACAUUGACGUUCAGGUUGACGUUGACAUAGAUAUUGUUAACGUUAAUGUUAAUGCUUAA